AUGUGGACUAAAUUGUUCGUGGUUUCGUGCUUGAUUACUGUGGCAACCGCUGUGUUUACAAAGUGGGAAGUCAAAGCUGCGGGCCAAGUGACUUGCGAUGGGAACCCGGUGGUCAACGCGACCGUUGUUCUCUGGGAUGAGGACAGUAAGUCCUAUGAUGACAAAUUUUUGUGUGUCCAGAAAAUGUGUCACGAUGACACCCGUUUAAAAUGUGUCAGUCGUAUAUACAUCGGAUGUAUAUGGCUGACGAAAGCUUUCCAAUGCCCAAAAAUUUUUGUUUUAAUCUUAAACCGGUGUCAUCGUGACUUAUUUUCUGGACAAAGAGUUACAAGUCCCGGAGACAUCCAUUUAAUUCGGCGGCCAUCAAUUUUCCCGUGUUUCAGCCUUCGAUGACGACCGCCUUCAAACAAGAUUCACGGACGAAAAUGGAAGAUACGAAGUCUAUGGCUCCGACACGGAAUUUACGAAAUUCACUCCGUAUCUGGUUGUGAAGCACAGCUGCGACGGUAGGCUUCGUUGAUCCUACUCUAAACUGAAUUCCAGGAAAAGAACAGGAGGUUAAGCAUUUUAUUCCCAAAACUUACGUCUUCGCGGAAGGCUCCCUCAUUACCCCCUACCAAAAGGAUUUCAAUUUUAAUCGGACUUCAACUAGCGGUUAA
This is a messenger RNA of Bursaphelenchus xylophilus (pine wood nematode), 659 nucleotides long. Lineage: Eukaryota; Metazoa; Nematoda; Chromadorea; Rhabditida; Aphelenchoididae. The record is from the annotation of a GenBank genome assembly.